Messenger RNA from Sesamum indicum (sesame), 2032 nucleotides. RefSeq names its product Ribosomal protein S5 family protein. Gene Ontology annotation, molecular function: structural constituent of ribosome; RNA binding. NCBI's taxonomy places the organism in Eukaryota, Viridiplantae, Streptophyta, Magnoliopsida, Lamiales, Pedaliaceae. Gene Ontology annotation, cellular component: ribosome. The record is from RefSeq and is a predicted model, not a curated record. Gene Ontology annotation, biological process: translation.
UCGACCGCCACCGCCACCACCACAAUGCGGAAAUCGACAGUCUUCACUCGCCUCUUCCUUCUUCGCCAGCGCGUUCAUUCCACAUCUCCCAAGUACCUUUGCCAUCCACUUCUAUCGACUCACACUGUCUCAAAUCCUCUUUUCACCGCACAUACCAUCAGAAACUACAGUGUCAAUUUCUCGGAUUUACCUCUGAACUCUCGUUUGGCCGCCGAAGCGCGGGCAUUGCAAGAUCUCACUUAUCAAGUGCAGCAAGAGAGGGCGCGCGAGAGGGAGGAGAGGAUCAAAGCGGGGCUUGAUACUGCAGACCUCGAUGCUGAAGAGGAAGAGGAUUACAUGGGCGUUGGUCCGCUUAUUGAGAAAUUGGAGAAGGAGAAAGCUAAAGGUGAACCGCGUGAUUUGAAUCGGUACGAGGAGCAGACUGAUUCCGAUUCCGAUGAUGAUGAUAGGUUUUCCAAGGAGGCUGAGAAUAAAUUGAUUGAUCAGUUUGAGAAGAAGUUCAAGAAGCAUGAGGAGCUGCUUGAUAACUUCACUAAGGCUGAGACCCUUGAUGAUGCAUUCAAAUGGAUGAAAAGAAUUGACAAGUUUGAGGAGAAGCAUUUUCAGCUGAGGCCAGAAUAUAGGGUGAUUGGUGAGUUGAUGAAUAGACUAAAAGUAGCUGAAGGUAAAGAAAAAUUUCUUCUUCAGGUGAAGUUGAAUAGAGCAUUAAGGAUGGUGGAGUGGAAGGAUGCUUUUGAUCCUAAUGAUCCGGCCAAUUAUGGGGUCAUUCAGCAUGAACAAGUUGGAUCUUCUGUUGAUCAUGUGGAGCAUGCCGACUUGGAGAAGGAGCAAGAAACUACACGAGGUGAAAGGGAUGCUGACGACUUAGAGUUUGAUGAUCUGAAAGAGAAGGAUAAUAUAUUGUUGGAAAAGCUCAAUGAGUUGGAUAAAAAACUUGAGCAGAAACUGGCAGAGUUGGAUCAUACUUUUGGAAAGAAGGGAAAACUAUUGGAGGAGGAAAUUAGAGAUCUUGCUGAGGAGAGGAACUCAUUGACUGAGCAGAAGAGAAAGCCUCUCUAUAGGAAAGGUUUUGAUGUGAAGCUUAUUGAUGUCAACAGAACCUGUAAGGUCACAAAGGGUGGGCAAGUUGUGAAGUACACUGCAAUGCUUGCUUGUGGAAACUAUCAUGGUGUUGUUGGUUUUGCUAAAGCAAAGGGUCCCGCAAUUCCUGUUGCCCUUCAAAAGGCAUAUGAGAAGUGCUUUCAGAAUCUCCAUUACAUAGAGCGGCAUGAGGAGCACACAAUUGCACAUGCAAUUCAGACAUCAUAUAAAAAGACCAAGGUGUAUCUUUGGCCAGCCCCUACUCAAACAGGGAUGAAAGCAGGCAGAACUGUCCAAACAGUUCUUAGUUUAGCUGGUUUCAAGAACGUGAAAUCAAAGGUUGUUGGUUCAAGGAAUCCUCAUAACACGGUCAAGGCUCUGUUUAAGGCUCUUAAUGCGAUUGAAACUCCUAAAGAUGUUCAAGAAAAGUUCGGCCGAACUGUAGUUGAGUCAUAUUUGCUGUAACGAGGUCUAUAAAGGGACAUAAUCUUGUGCCUGCUCGAUCGACCUCCAAGCUGCUACUUGGAAUGAUCAACCCAUUCAUGUGGCAGCAAAAUGGAAGCAAGAUGCUGAAAAGAAGCAUUUGCUUUGUUUUUGACUUGUGGAGAACUCCGAAAUGCUGAAAGUCAGGGGUACUGAGGAUCAUUAUAUAAUGUCUUUGGAUGUAAUAAACGGUCCCUAAUAAUCUUGCUUUGCAAAGUGCACUAUUUGUGCUGAGGUGUUACGCCACAAAAAUGAGACAACAUUUCAGCUGGAGCUGGACUUGGAUUAACAAGAUUUUCGCUUGUCUCCUGUUUCUUUGUUGUCGAGGUAAGUUAAUUGGGGUUCAAGUUUCGGUCCAGCUUUAUGGACUUCAUGACUUCGGCAUCACAUACGCGUUUAUGUAAAAACACAUUGAUAUUCUAACUUUGUUGUUUAAGCUGAUAAAUGAGAUUCAUACCUUGGUGUUGUA